AUGGACGUUCCGAUAAAUAACUUCAAGGGAGUGAUGCUUUGCAACAGACCGAAUGAAAAUGUGAUGAUUGUCAAAGAGAAACCUUUCUGUUCUAGGGUUCAACCUUAAGAUUAAUGGGGGUUAACAAAAAAAUUCGAAGAGGCAAAAGCGUUACCAAUUCCCAUAAAUCCCGUUUUAGAAAGACAUAAGAAGUGGUUGGAAGAAUUCAAAUUGCAAAACUAACUCAAGAAACAUGCCAAAGAGGAGUAAUAAGUUCGUGAGGAUGAAAAAUUUCAAAGAGUUAGAGAUUUAGCCAAGAAAGACAGGGAGGUCACAAAGAAGAUGAAGGAAGAAUACAAAUAAAUGAAUGAUAUCAUCAAGAAAGAGUUGCAAGAUGAUGGUCCCAAAAGCAAGACAGUGUAAUUGACUGCCGAAAACCUAAAGAAAUUAGAAGACAGAGAUGCCAUCAAACUAUAAGAAGCGAAAACUGAUAAUAAAUUGGAUCCAAAGUAAGGGGAUCAGAAGAAGAGAUACAAAACCAAACCAGUCUGGGCUAUGACAAAAGAAGAAGAAGAAGAGCACAUUAAAUAGGAGGAGGAUGAGUUACUCAAUUUUGUUGAGAAUCUCGAUUAUGAUUCAUAUAUCAAUGACUUAGAAGUAUUGUAUUUGAUUACAUGCAAGGUGAAUGUGAUGUUGAAAGCAUUAUAAUAAAGAGUCUCUGAUAUAAAGAAGGAAGGGAAUUGGAAAGAGAAAUUAGAGUAAGGGGAGAAGAAAUAAGAACAAAGAGAACCAGAUAUGUAUGAUAAGAUUAGUCAGUCUCUGGGAAAGAAUGACGAGGCUAGAUCAGUACAUUCAGAGAAAACUUAAAAUUCCAUAAAUUAAUUGAGAAAGAGAUAAGAGUAGAUUGAAUAAGGCAAAUAGGAUUGGGAGAAGACAACUACAAAUGGAGAUCAAAAAGCGUCAUUAGAGGAUCGCAUAGCAAAACAUGUUGCUGAUGAGAUCCUUAAUCAAUAUAAAAAUCUAUCCAACAUUCACUCUAAUUCCUCUAUUCGAAAAAUAUUGGAAAGAGAGGCUAAGAAAAAUUUGUAAGAGCAAUCUAUCCCAGGACCUGUCAUUUCAGUCAUUAAAAAUGAAAAAAUGCCUCGAGAUCCCAAUACUUUGCCAUAUUUGCAUCGUAAUCCAGCUAUUUGA
Molecule: messenger RNA, 1170 nt
Organism: Paramecium tetraurelia
Lineage: Eukaryota; Ciliophora; Oligohymenophorea; Peniculida; Parameciidae
Exons: 6
Source: RefSeq, a predicted model, not a curated record